CUCACUCUCACAGCGCCAUCCCUUUCUAAUACUGCUUCGUGGCGGCUCGCUGAGUUCGGAGACCGGGCGGCUCGUCUCCUCCCUCCCCAAUACCUCUUAUCACCUAUUCUUCCCCCUCUUCUCUCCUAUCUUCUCAUCUAUUCCCUGCAUCACAAGGUCUCCAUCUCUGCUUUCUUUAGGGUUUCAUCAUUCCAGAUUCACCCACGAAUCCUACUUUCUGUUAGUUAACGAUACUUUAUUGUAAUCCGGAAGGAGUCUGAAAUGCCUGAUCUCUGGCGUUUGAUCGGAUAUCUAAUUCAUCUCCUUCAACGUAAAGGUCCUUCCAUCUGAUUUUUCUGACCCGUGAAUGCCAGUGUUUAGUCCGAUACUGGAUAAAGCUACCGAUCCAUCCAUGUUUAGCAACGAUCAAGUGUGAACUGUGAAUCCCUUUCCUAUUUAAGAGCCCUUGGGAUUAUUUGGAUUCGCUUUCUGGAGACAUUGGCUAACGUUGAUCAGUUUUAUUAGAUGGUAUGUAUUGGUAGUCUACGAAGUUUUAUCGCACGGACGGGCAAUUUGAAGCGCCAGUCAGCUUCGGGAAGAAAAGGCCAGAUUGGUUGUUUUGGGGAUCUGGAUGCGAAACUGUUAGUGAGCUUUCCACAGAAAAAUUACCUCGGGUUCAGAGCAAUCGUGACGUUGAUGGCCGAGUCGGGCACGACGACUGAAGCUGGCACCGUCGCUUAUACGUUUCCAGAGAAGGACUUUGAUGAGGAGAGGGAGGGGGGUUAUGCAAGCGGAGGUUGGAAAAGUGAGGAUGGUAGAUUGAGUUGUGGAUACUCAAGCUUUAGAGGAAAGAGAGCAAGCAUGGAGGAUUUCUUUGACAUAAGGAACUCCAUGAUAGAUGGACAAACUGUUAAUCUCUUUGGCAUAUUUGAUGGUCAUGGUGGUUCACGCGCAGCUGAGUUUUUGAAAGCGCACUUAUUCGAAAACCUUCUUAAGCAUCCAGAAUUUUUAACUGACACAAAAAAGGCUAUAUCUGAAACAUAUAAAAAAACCGAUUCAGAUUUCUUGGAUUCUGAAAGUAAUACUUUCAGAGAUGAUGGUUCUACAGCUUCAACUGCGGUUCUAGUUGGCAAACGUUUAUAUGUAGCAAAUGUUGGUGAUUCACGUGCUGUUAUAUCAAAAGCAGGCAAAGCUGUACCUCUUUCUGAUGACCACAAGCCAAAUAGAAGUGAUGAGCGCAAGCGAAUUGAGGAUGCUGGAGGAAUUGUUAUGUGGGCAGGCACUUGGAGGGUUGGAGGUGUGCUUGCAAUGUCACGGGCUUUUGGUAAUCGCCUGCUAAAGCAGUUUGUAGUCGCAGAGCCUGAGAUUCAGGAAGAAGAAGUUGGUGAAGACCUAGAUCUCUUGGUUCUGGCCAGUGAUGGAUUAUGGGACGUUGUGCCAAAUGAGGAUGGAAUUUCGCUUGCAAGAACAGAAGAAGAAGCAGAGGCUGCUGCUCGAAAGUUGACUGAGACUGCUUUCUCUCGUGGAAGUGCAGACAACAUAACCUGUAUUGUCGUAAGAUUUCAUCACGAUACUAAAGAGAAAGAUAUUUCUUCUGAUGAUCACCAAUCAAUCUAAUUAUUUUCUCAAGAGAAGGGGGAGGAGGAGAAGGUUUUUUGUGUAGUAGAUGGAACUCCUAUUUUUAUCAAUCGUGGACCUGUUCUUCUUAACAUUUGUUCAUAUGUUGUAAAAUCUUAUUUUGUGUGGAUAUUCAUCUUAUCGUUGUGCAUCCAUGGAGUGCAUAUUUUUUUAGCCCUUGAA
Molecule: messenger RNA, 1779 nt
Organism: Dendrobium catenatum
Lineage: Eukaryota; Viridiplantae; Streptophyta; Magnoliopsida; Asparagales; Orchidaceae
Product: probable protein phosphatase 2C 52
Exons: 8
Coding region: 505-1596 (363 amino acids)
Biological process (GO): protein dephosphorylation
Cellular component (GO): cytosol; nucleus
Molecular function (GO): cation binding; protein serine/threonine phosphatase activity
Source: RefSeq, a predicted model, not a curated record